AUGGCUGGCAUGGAUGAAUACGCAUUCCUGGCGCAGCUCAUCCAGCGCAUGGACAGACACCUCAUCUUCCCUUUACUAGAACACCAGCUCCUCGCCGAAGACAUCUCUCAAGAGCGCUACGAUGACCUCAAGCUCGCCAUUUUCAACCUCCUCAAGAACACCAACAUGAUCGACUACGUGGGCAAUCUCUACAAGGAAAUUCACAACACCGAGACCAUUCCCCCAGAGUACGCGAAGAAGAGAGAAGAAGUCUUAAGUCAACUGGAAAAAUUCAACGAAGAGAGCGCACACCUUACAAACCUGCUGAACGAUGAGUCAGUGACAUCUCAACUGCGCAGCGACAAGGUCGCCAACUUGAAAUUCCUCGAAGAACAGCACGGCGUAACUCAGCAGAUGGUUGACAAUCUCUACGACUUUGGCCGCUUCAGAUAUGAAUGUGGUCUCUAUCCCGAAGCCGCCGACUUACUGUACCGUUUCCGCGUCCUCUCCAUCGAUAACGACAAAGUUGUGAAAGCCACCUGGGGAAAGCUCGUUUGCGAGAUCCUGGGCGAAGAAUGGGAAAGCGCCUUGGAAGAGGUCGAAAAAGUCAAAGAGCACAUUGAAACCCGUCUGUUCAACAAUCCUCGAGCACAACUCACAGCCCGAGAAUCGCUCGUCCAUUACGCUCUCUUCCCUUUCUUCAACUACGAGCCCGCCCGAGAAAAGUUGACCGAGCUGUUCUUCUCCCCGCCCUACAUCUCCUCCAUCCAGACCGCCUGUCCGUGGAUUCUGCGCUACCUCGCCGCGGCAGUCAUCACCAACCGCUCUCGCACUGGCAACUCGUACAACUACCAGAAACAAUUGAAGGAUCUUAUCCGCGUCGUCAAGCAGGAAGUCUACGAAUAUCAAGAUCCCGUCACGGAAUUCGUAAAGGCACUCUACAUUGACUUUGACUUUGAAGGCGCGCAGAAAAAGUUGUCAGAAGCAGAGGGUAUUCUGAGAAGUGACUUUUUCCUGUCCAGCUCAGCGGAUGCCUUCCUGGAAAGUGCCAGACACUUGAUCUCCGAGAGUUACUGCAAGAUCCACCAGAGAAUUGACAUCAACGACCUGUCAACCCGUUUGGGACUUUCACCCAGUGAAGGCGAGAAAUGGAUCGUCAACCUCAUCCGGGACACAAGAGUGGACGCCAAGAUCGACUACCAAGCCGGCACGGUGGUGAUGAACCAUCCUCCCCAGAGCGUGUAUCAGCAGGUGAUUGAAAAGACGAAGGGUGCGUUCUUCAGAACUCAGGUUUUGAGUGCCGCCGUGGCGAAGUGA
This is a messenger RNA of Cladophialophora yegresii CBS 114405, 1296 nucleotides long. RefSeq names its product eukaryotic translation initiation factor 3 subunit E. Gene Ontology annotation, molecular function: translation initiation factor activity. Gene Ontology annotation, cellular component: nucleus; cytoplasm; eukaryotic translation initiation factor 3 complex. The record is from RefSeq and is a predicted model, not a curated record. The transcript has 2 exons. Bases 1 to 1296 code for a protein of 431 amino acids. Gene Ontology annotation, biological process: translational initiation. Lineage: Eukaryota; Fungi; Ascomycota; Eurotiomycetes; Chaetothyriales; Herpotrichiellaceae.